This is a messenger RNA of Nematostella vectensis (starlet sea anemone), 1517 nucleotides long. RefSeq names its product tripartite motif-containing protein 5-like. Bases 378 to 1196 code for a protein of 272 amino acids. The transcript has a single exon. The record is from RefSeq and is a predicted model, not a curated record. Lineage: Eukaryota; Metazoa; Cnidaria; Anthozoa; Actiniaria; Edwardsiidae.
GCAUCAUUCGAAUGUUUAGAAAGUAUAAGUCAGGAUAAUUAGGCAUUUUUUUCUUGGUGAAUUUAGAAAGUUUUCCCGCGAAUAACGCGCGUUUUAUGUUCCUAACAUUUCGCAGCGCAAAGUUCGUUAUUGUUGCGCGUGCUACUCGCGCGUGGUAAACAGUCAAAGGAGGCUGGACGUGGAGUUCAAAUGCACCAACUGUCGUGAGAUAGAAACUUAAAAAUCCUCUGGGGACUCCUCAAGAUUCUCAAGUUACAGAAAACCCCAACAAAUCUUAUUGGUUAACGCAAGUAGCCAUUGGCAAAAGUUGUUGACGCGUGAAGUCGAGCGUGUAGUAUCAAAAUCGUCUAAUUAAGAUUUUCAACAGAAGAAACCAUAUGGAGACGGAAAGCCUGCGAGGUACUGAUCAUCUGGAGGAGCAAAAAAGCAUCGAAUUAUUUCUUCAAGAGGAAAUUUCUUGCCCCGUCUGUUUGGAAGUAUUUGUUACGCCAAAAUGUCUGCCAUGGUGUGCACAUAAUGUUUGUUUAUCAUGUCUUGAAAGGAUGGAAAGUCAGCGAAAUUGCAUUGAGUGCCCGAUUUGCAGAAAGACGACAAAACUUUCGAAAAGCCAGGUCUUACCGACCAACUCACUUCUGGUCAGAAUGAUAGAAAAUACACCGGGGACAAAAGAAGAGAUGGCAUUGAAGGAAGAACUGAAGUUAACAAGAGAUAAGUUGAAGAAAAAAGCUAAGAAAAUGAAAAAUAAGCGUUUGAGUUUUAAGCUGAAACAAAAAGCCAGAAGAAAGGCUUUAAAGCAAGAAAUUGCUAAACGCGCUAAAAUGUUAGAAGAUGGUAUAAAAAAGCAAAAAGAAUCCUUGCUCCAACAACUCUAUUUGCCGGAUACUGAACUAAAGGCGGAAUUAAAUAGAUUUGACAUGUUUCUAAAAAAAUCCUCAAGGUGCAUGGAAAACAUCGAGAAAAUUUUAAAAGAAAGCAAUCUAUCUGACAUAGCCAAACAGAGUGGAGCUUACAUCGAACAGUUGAAAAAACUACGGAAUACACCAACGGUUAAUUUUCGCAACAUAGAAUUUGAAGGAAACAACAGCAAAGUUACGCUGGGGAAGAUAACCCGUAAAAUAAAAAUAGAGGAUUUAGAAGACACAAGCCCGCAACGAUCUGAAGCGCCGGGAGUUCUGUCGUCAAAUGACCGUCAGUGAAAUCGAGCAUUUAUAUACUUAUAGUAUUUUCAAAUAAGGGUUGCACUCGAAAAUCUUGUCGUAACCCGCAGUGUGAUGGGUAAUGUAUAAUUGGACAGAACCACAGAUUUCGAAACCAAGACAUUUUUUUAAAUCGUUAUCGGUGUCGGUAGCUAGAUUUCGGAUGGAUUGAUUUCUCGUUGUGGUGCUCGGUUAGUGAAAUCCAUAUGAAGUGGAUGAGUUAAAGACGGAAAGAAUAUGAAGCCGAUGUGCCAAGCCAAAAGUCAGAGAGUUGACCGGAAAAAAUAUAUAUAUAUUUAUUAAAAAAAUAUUUAUUUUUCA